Drosophila ficusphila is the source of this 1722-nucleotide messenger RNA. It is a transcript of the gene rasp, whose product is annotated as protein-cysteine N-palmitoyltransferase Rasp. The record is from RefSeq and is a predicted model, not a curated record. Gene Ontology annotation, biological process: protein palmitoylation. The coding region runs from base 49 to 1551 and encodes 500 amino acids. Lineage: Eukaryota; Metazoa; Arthropoda; Insecta; Diptera; Drosophilidae. Gene Ontology annotation, molecular function: palmitoyltransferase activity. Gene Ontology annotation, cellular component: endoplasmic reticulum. The transcript has a single exon.
AACGCAAUCUUUUUCCAGGAAUGAAGAGUCCAAGUCGGUGGCUGAGCUAUGUCCAGGUUAGCUGACCGAUCGCUGCUGACGCGCUGCGAGAUAUUCGUUUACUUCGGCGUUUACAUAGCCUACAUAGUUGUGGGCCUGUACAAGAUCUACGUACUCCGGGAUCACAUUGCCAAGGAAGCAAAGUUCCAGUUUCCCGCGGGCUGGAACUUUUAUCCCUUUUCCCAGCGGAGGCGAGACGACAGCAACGAUGAGCUGGAGAACUUCGGGGACUUUAUUGCCAGCUUCUGGCCCUUCUACCUGCUCCACACGGUUGUCCAGGGUUUUGUUCGCUGGAAGUGUCCCCGCCUUCAGUGCCAGGGAUUCGCGGCGGUGUGCGCCCUGGCGCUCUGUUUGAGCCUGGACUGGACAUCGGUGUUGCUCCUGGCCACGGUGAUCGCCAGCUACUACCUCGUUUCUCUGGCCAGGUCCAAGCAUCUGGUGUGGCUCCUGUCCGGCGGCUGGAUACUGUGCAUCAAUCUGCUGCAGAAGAACGAGUGGUGGACGGAACGCGUCGGAUACUCGGAAUACGUCCUGGUGAUCGUCACUCUGUCAUGGAGUGUGCUGCGUGGCUGCAGUUACUCCCUCUCCAAAAUGGGGGCCCAAGAGGAGGAGCUGCAGAGGUACAACAUCGUCCAGUAUCUCGGCUACGCCAUGUACUUCCCCUGCCUGACCUACGGACCCAUCAUCGGCUACCGGAGAUUCGUAGAUAGGAGGGAGGAGGAACAGCAGAACUGGCUGGAAUUCGCCGUAGGAAUAAUACGCAGCGCUUUCUGGUGGCUGGUGAUGCAGUGCGCCCUCCACUACUUCUACAUCCACUACAUGUCGCGCGAUGUGCGCAUGGUGGAGCUGAUGGACUCGGUGUUCUGGCAGCACUCUGCCGGCUACUUCAUGGGCCAGUUUUUCUUCCUCUACUAUGUGGUCACUUACGGCCUGGGCAUCGCCUUCGCACGGCAGGAUGGCAUCCCGGCGCCCAGCAGGCCGCGGUGCAUCGGUCGUAUCCACUUCUACUCGGACAUGUGGAAGUACUUUGACGAGGGCCUCUAUGAGUUCCUCUUUCAACACAUCUACGCCGAGCUGUGCGGCAGGAGAUCCUCUCCGGCGGCCAAGUUUGGCGCCACCGCGUUGACCUUCGCCUUUGUGUUCGUCUGGCACGGAUGCUACACCUACGUGCUCAUCUGGAGCAUCCUGAACUUCCUCUGCCUGGCCGCGGAGAAGCUCUUCAGGGCGCUGACCUCGUUGCCGGAGUAUAAGCGGAUUACACAGCGCUAUCUGGGAACCGUGGGCGCCCAGAGGCUCUAUGCCAUGAUGGCCACCCAGCUCUUCAUCCCAGCAGCGUUCUCCAACGUCUACUUCAUCGGCGGGCAGGAGAUCGGCGACUUUCUGAUGCGCGGCGCCUACCUCAGCGGGGUGGGAAACUAUAUGGCCCUGUGCUUCUGUAGCUACUGCUUUUUUCAGUGCUCUGAGCUGCUCCUCGCCAAGUCUGAUGGUCGCUUAAAAACCAAAACUAAUUGACCUCGCUAAAAGUCUGCUUAGAAUUACGUAAACCUUCUUUGAACAAACCAAUGCAACUUGUAUUAUAUCACGACUAAAUAUUUGUUUUGUGAAUUUUGCAAACAGGUGUCUAGUAUUUAUAAAGAUUCUUUGUACAAAAGAAAGAUCUAAUAAAUCUAAUUUAUAAUUAUA